This is a messenger RNA of Physcomitrium patens, 1657 nucleotides long. RefSeq lists its product as uncharacterized. Gene Ontology annotation, molecular function: intramolecular phosphotransferase activity. The record is from RefSeq and is a predicted model, not a curated record. Lineage: Eukaryota; Viridiplantae; Streptophyta; Bryopsida; Funariales; Funariaceae. Gene Ontology annotation, biological process: glycolytic process.
CGUGCCUGGAAAAACAGAUGCAACUUCAAGCUAAAGGCCAACGAGAUCCUCACAUGCUCCCCAUACCGAAAGAGAAUCCUUUCAGUUGCGUGCCUGAGUCCAUUGCCGGUUCCUGCGAAUCCAUUGACAUUGUUCAUCUCUGUUUCCGUUUCGUGCUUGGCGGACUCCUCGAAGUGUUCGGGGACGUUGAACCAUGGCGGUUGCUUCGUCUGUGUGCCCUGCCUCCUCUGCGGCUUCCGUGUUGCGUGCGGAGGGUGUGUGUUCACUUCACCCUGUUCAGUGGCGUAGCUGCCGCAAUGCCGGGGUUAGUCUCAAGUCGUCGGGAGCCUUGUGUUCGAUUCAUAAGCGGCUGUUGUCGUCGUCGUCGAUGCGAGUUGUGCGUGAGCGGCGAAGAAUCACCUCUUCUGCUGUGCAACAAUCUGCCGAAACUAUCAUUGCUGAUGGUAUUGCGACUCCAAGCGGCAAUAGGGAGUCGGCACUGAUUCUCAUUCGCCAUGGAGAAUCGCUAUGGAACUCGAAGAAUCUCUUCACGGGAUGUGUGGACGUCCCUCUGUCUCAGAAGGGCGUGGAAGAAGCGAUCGAAGCAGGCAAGUGCAUUAGCGAGCUCCCCGUGGAUAUGAUCUUCACCUCUGCGCUGAUUCGGGCUCAGAUGACUGCUAUGCUCGCCAUGACGCAGCACCAUCGCCAGAAGGUGCCAGUGAUUCUUCACAACGAAAGUGAGAGGGCAGAAGCGUGGAGUAGAAUAUACAGCGAUACAGACGAUGUCAUCCCCGUGGUCACCGCAUGGCAGCUUAAUGAGCGCAUGUACGGUGAAUUACAAGGAUUGAACAAGGCAGAAACAGCUGAGAAAUUCGGCACUGAGAAAGUCAAAGAGUGGCGCCGAAGCUAUGAUAUCCCUCCACCCAAUGGGGAGAGCCUCGAGAUGUGUGCAGAGCGCGCCGUCAAGUACUUCGUGGACAACGUGGUCCCAGAGCUGGAAUCUGGGAAGAACAUAAUGAUCGCAGCGCACGGCAAUUCCUUGCGCGCCAUCAUCAUGUACUUAGACAAGCUCACAUCCAAGGAAGUGAUCGAGCUCGAGCUCUCAACCGGCAUUCCCAUGCUCUACACUUUGCAAGACUCAAAAUUCCUCCGGCGAGGAAGUCCAGUGGGACCAACAGUUCAGGGUGUCUACGCGUUGACACAGGAUCUUGCUCAGUACCGUGACCAAUCUAACCCACGCAACGGCACUGUCCACUGAACCUCAAAACCUUAGCUGGUUCCAGUCUAUACCGCAAGUGCCAGAUCCGUGUAGAAAACCGUGAACUAGACGAUUCUCCAAGUUAAUGACUGGCCCUCCAACGUUGAGAAUCAUGGAGUGCUGUUGUUUCAUUUGGAGUUGCAGGCACCCAAUUUAUGUCGAUCUUUCUCUCUGGUCCAUGAUUCGGUUUCUGCAAGCUUGUAUCAUAAAAAGAGCCCUGUCGGCGAAAGGUCCCCUGGCGGGCUGCCCACCCAGUGUUAUGACUAGGUCUGCGGUCUCAGUUUUUUUAGGGUUUCGGCAGGUUUAGGGUUGAGAUUGAUUGAGGUGGGGACCCUGUUUUUGGCAAGUCAUUUGUAUGGGUCUGGAUGAUUGCCUUUGCUCAUUCCACUAAGCAUCCAAAUAUACACUUUUUAAUGAUUU